CCCCCAUUUGAAUGCCCAAAAUUCUGGCAGAGAAAGCGCCUUGUUAUUGUAACCCUGUCCCUUUCCUAUUCUAACACACCCAGCGAGACAAAGAGAGAGACGGACCAACCACGGACACAACCCAGUCCCCCCAUAUUAAUUCAUUCACUUUGCUAAAAAGCAACACCCAUUUCCGAAUUGAAGCAAAUGCCAUAGCAUUUGGAUCCGGAUUUUUGAUUGAGGAUCUCUGAAGUCAUUCUCGGCGGGACAUGGGAUCGAGCAGCAGCAAACCCAAUGCAGCUGGGUCGCCGUCGUCGUCCACUUCAUCGGUGCAUUCCAGUGGUCGGAGGAAUCGACCCUUCAUAGGAAGCACAGUGUUCCAAUCGUCGUGUCUUCGACCACCUCCUGGAUCUCACGACAGUGACGAAUCUGACGAUGACGAGCAGGUUUCUGAUCAGCAGAGUCAGGAAAUUGGUUGUAGUGACCCAAGUACCAGCCAGAUUAAAUUAGAUGCAGAUCAAGUGAAAGCUAAAUGUGACGGAACAGUAAAGGCUGAGCAACCUGAUGCAACAGCUUGUAUACCUUCUAGUACCGAGUAUGAUGAAGUGGAUCAAUCAAUACUUUCAAAUUCCGUGACUUUGUCUAGUCGGUCAUUGAGCCGUUCAAGUCGCUUCCUUUCUCGCUUCGGGUUAUUUCCCAGUAAUAACACAAGCUUCAAGCUGAGCAGAGCAACAAGUUUAGGGUCAUCAAGGGCUUAUUCGGUAUCAGCAACAAGUUUCACAGUUCCAAAUGAACAAGAUCAACUUGAUCUACACACAGGUCCUUCCCUUGGCUUAGUUAACAGAAAUGAACCUUCACGAGGUCGAAACUUCCUUCCUGCAUGCCUUGUCACUAGGUCCCCCCCACCACAGUUUGACGACUUUGCUUCUGGUAGCUUAGAGUCAAACCCUACGACUUCUGCUUUUUUUGAUAAUUUGAGAGAUGAUCACAUUUCUCCUCCUCUAAAUGUGGCAAGAGAUAUAGAAAAUCCUAGAGGUGAGUCCAAUGUAAAUUCGCGUUCUUCAAGAAAUGAUGUCAUAGAGAGCAUGGAGACAAGAAUUGGUGAUAGGCGUAUGGAACGGAAUGUUCGCUUUAGUAGGACCCUAAGUGUUGGAAGACUUCGUGAUCGAGUUCUCCGGAGAUCAACAUUUCCCGACUUCACAUUUUCUCCUUUGGAGCAAGAGAGGGAAGUGAGAGAUACUAGUCACCAAGGCGGAACACAGGCUUUGGGUGGUGGAACUGGGGCAUCGGCCUCGAAUGGUAAUGGCUUCAUCUCAUCAAGUUCUUCUGUCCGUGCUUCAACAGGUAUGCCUAGCUCGUUCUACACUGGUCAAGAUUCUGAAGUGGAAACCUUUCAUGCAAGAGGAACUAGAUAUCAUGAUCUUUUGGAACACAGAUCAAAUUUCCUUGAGCGUAGACGAAGAAUACGGUCUCAGGUCCAUGCUCUUCAGCGGUUGGGCAGCCGUUUCGAGAACCUGUCUGGACAUGAGAGGUCUUGCAUCAUAUCUGGUCAACAUCGGACAGGUCAUUGCACUUGUCCUAUUGCGACUCGGGUUUCUAAUACAAGUGAUGACACCAGUGCUAGGGCUAGCAUAUCGAGAAUUGUCAUGUUAGCUGAAGCUUUGUUUGAGGUUCUGGAUGAAAUUCACCAGCAAUCUGUAGUUAUAUUGCCUUCUGUUGCUUCAAAUGGAUCUAUUCCUGCUCCUAAUGAAGUUGUGGAAGCCCUGCCGGUGAAACUGUACAGCAAAUCACAAAAACAUCUGUAUGAGGAGGCUGCACAAUGUUACAUAUGCCUUGUUGAGUACGAGGAAGGAGAUGGUGUGAGGAUACUUCCUUGUCACCAUGAAUUUCAUAGAUCAUGUGUGGACAAAUGGCUCAAGGAGAUUCACAGGGUAUGUCCGCUUUGUCGUGGGGAUAUCUGCAGACCAGAUUCAGUGUUGUCAGCAAAUUAAGCGCCAAAUGCGCCACUGGUAUCUAGUUGACCGGAAAGAUGGUAGAAACUGGAGAAGUAUCCUAAUUGGUGACUGGUGAGGCCUUGAGGAGUUGUCCUUUUCUGCUUGAGUGGUUACCGCUGCUUUGAUAUAUGCUUCAAUUGCAUAUGUGAAUACUUCAAACUCUGGUAGAAAGGGACUAACCUGCUCAUCCCAUGCCAUAGCUCUUCUGCUGCCGGAGUCUUGGUAGCUGCAAAUGCACAUGCUCACAUACAACACACGCACACAGGGGGUGGUUCUUUUCGGAUAACCAGGUUCUUUUUUGAUAACCGGUACUAUGAAUACCUUCAGAAGGAGGCUGUGUGUAUUGCAAUGGUCCUAUCUGGUUUCUUAAAUGCAACUUGCUGAUUCAAAUGAAUCUGUUGUCCUCUCUCUCUCUACUAUGAAUACCUUCAGAAGGAGGCUGUGUGUAUUGCAAUGGUCCUAUCUGGUUUCUUAAAUGCAACUUGCUGAUUCAAAUGAA
Molecule: messenger RNA, 2472 nt
Organism: Rhododendron vialii
Lineage: Eukaryota; Viridiplantae; Streptophyta; Magnoliopsida; Ericales; Ericaceae
Exons: 6
Coding region: 249-1970 (573 amino acids)
Source: RefSeq, a predicted model, not a curated record